This is a messenger RNA of Larimichthys crocea (large yellow croaker), 1325 nucleotides long. RefSeq names its product glycoprotein hormone subunit beta 5 (gene gphb5). Gene Ontology annotation, cellular component: extracellular region; cytoplasm. Gene Ontology annotation, biological process: regulation of thyroid hormone receptor signaling pathway; G protein-coupled receptor signaling pathway. The record is from RefSeq and is a predicted model, not a curated record. Gene Ontology annotation, molecular function: hormone activity. Bases 141 to 560 code for a protein of 139 amino acids. The transcript has 4 exons. NCBI's taxonomy places the organism in Eukaryota, Metazoa, Chordata, Actinopteri, Sciaenidae.
CAUUACCCUGUGUAUAUAUUGUCUGCGUCUCCCUUUGUCUUGUGCCAAAGUGUUUCGUCCUACGAUUGAUCGCCUAAGCCUUCUUUCUUGCCUGUCCACAGCCUUAGCCUUGUUGCGACAACAACCGAGUCACAGCUGAGAUGACCCUACAGAAGGAGAAGUCACAAUGGAGGCCUGGACUGGUGCUGUGCUGGCUUCUGCUCUGGACCUCUCUUCAACCAGACUCCCUCCACCAGGUGUCAGCAGUCAACCUGCGGCGCUUCAUCGGUUGCGCUGUCCGAGAGUUCACCUUUCUGGCCAAAAAGCCCGGCUGCCCGGGCAUGCACAUCACCACUGAUGCCUGCUGGGGGCGCUGUGAGACCUGGGAGAAACCCGUCCUGGACCCUCCUUUCAUUGAGUCCCACCAGCGGGUUUGUACCUACAACGAGACUCGUCUGGUCACCGUGAAACUGCCCAACUGCCUGCCGAACGUCGACCCAAUGUACACCUACCCCGUGGCCCUGAGAUGUGACUGUGAUGUCUGUCUGACCAGCACCACUGAAUGUAUAACAUCCGUGUGACACAGGAAAUAUCUUUUUUAAACAUGCUUUGAAUUGCUGCAGAUAUAUUCAUGCUGUUGUUUGAGUGAACUUUAUUUCAAUCUAUGCUUUGAAACUCAACCCUUAAUUAAAAUAAGGAGUAUCUGAGUGUCUAAUGUCAUGGCAAACUUCAUUUCUGACUAAACUGAGCCAGGGAUCAUUUUAAUUCCUGGUCUACAGGGAGGUCAAAGGUCAGGCCUGUCUGCAGAGAAGCCUCCCUGGAGCUUGUGCUUUCAGCAUCCCGUUAAAGGGCUCUUCAGCAGGCCAGACGUUCACAGUCAGAGGGGCUCAAACAUGAACCAUCCAGUCUGAGCUGGAUUUGAAUAUAAAAUAAAUAUUAAGCUCAUUAACUGUGAGACUUUGUGUGAUCUUAAAAAUGUCCAAAUCUUUUUAAAUCUCUUCCUAAACAGAGCCAUCAGUGUGAGCACAAACGGUGUGAUUGCUGUAAUUGAUGUAAUUUAUCAUUUGUCUUUCAAACAAUAAACGGUGAUGAUGCCACCCCUCGUUAAUUAACCGGCCUGAGCUCUGAGGCCAAAAUACCUGCUGCUGAGUCAUCAGAGGCAGGGCAGAAAAACACAGUCCCUACAAAGUGUUGUUAUUCACAUGACUCCCAAGGAGAGCAGAGUUUAUGUAAUCCCUGAGUGCUCGCGUGUCACCGAGGAGCUGCAGGGCUGCAUUUGAGCCUCAGCGCUCAGGGGGGAACAGAACGCUCUCCUCCCAACCUACAAACCCACCCUGCUCCUCCUG